AUGGCAACUGAUCAUGAUCAAGCUGGAGACUGCCCUGAUGAUGUAGAAUCGGUAGAGGAGGAGGAACUUAAUCAGGAAAUUUCUAGACAAAUCGAAAAUUUUCCACAUGUAUAUGCAGCUCUUAGAAGUGAAAAAAAUUCUGAAAUUCUUGCGCUUUUGCCACUCUCAGUUCCAAUACUUAAGUCAAGAGAAUUUAUUCUACAAUUCUAUUUCUCUGCCAAUCAAUACUUUACUAAUACAGUCUAAACUGAAGAAUAUUAAAUGAAAUGUGCUCCAGAUGUGGAUGAUCCAUUAAGCUUUGAGGGCCCUGAAAUAUUCUUAUGUGCAGGUUGUACAAUAAACUUGAGCAAAGGCAAAAUUAUCACUGUGAAAACCGUCAAGAAGAAAGAAAAACAUGAAAGUAGAGGUGUAAUACGUACAGUUACCAUAGCUUUCGAAAAUGAUUCCUUUUUCAACUUCCUAAUUCCUCCAGCCAUUCUCGAAGAUACGAAAGAAGAUGUAGAUGAAGAAUUGAAAAAUUUACUCACAAUAAAUUUCGAGAUUGGUCACUACAUAAGAGAGAGAAUUGUACCCCGAGCGGUGCUUUUCUUCACAGGAGAAGUUUGUGAAGAUGAGGAUGAGUUUGAAAAAGAGGAUGACGAUGAAGAUAAUGAGGAUUCAGAUAAUAAAGAUCAAAAUUGUAAACAACAAUAG
Messenger RNA from Diorhabda carinulata, 693 nucleotides. Its product is annotated as nucleosome assembly protein 1-like 1. The transcript is spliced from 3 exons. Gene Ontology annotation, biological process: nucleosome assembly. NCBI's taxonomy places the organism in Eukaryota, Metazoa, Arthropoda, Insecta, Coleoptera, Chrysomelidae. Gene Ontology annotation, molecular function: histone binding; chromatin binding. The record is from RefSeq and is a predicted model, not a curated record. Gene Ontology annotation, cellular component: nucleus; chromatin.